AAUUUGAGUCCCGAGCUUUGUUCACACUUUAAAUAGCCGUCCUGGGACGAUUUUACAACAGACUCCCCUGGAAGUGCCCAAGCUGAGCCGCAGCGGAAGACCCACAUCGGAAGACCCACAUCGAUGAAAGCCAAGCCAAGCCACCAAGCCACCAGCAUGUCCUCAUCUCUUCGAGUAAGCCCGUCUAUCCACGGCUACCACUUUGACACAGCUGCUCGCAAGAAAGCUGUGGGCAACAUCUUUGAGAACAUAGACCAGGAGUCCCUGCAGAGGCUCUUCAGGAACUCCGGAGACAAGAAGGCAGAGGAGCGGGCCAAGAUCAUUUUUGCCAUCGACCAAGAUUUGGAGGAGAAAACUCGAGCCCUCAUGGCCCUGAAGAAGAGGACAAAAGACAAGCUUCUCCAGUUUCUCAAACUGCGAAAAUAUUCCAUCAAGGUACACUGAGCAUAGCAGGCUGGGUAAGAGCGUAUCCUCCAAUGGACCUUUAAAGACCCAGUGAGCCUGCCAGCUCUGGCACGGGCAGUGUCCCGCGAAAAGGCUUGAGAGCUUCCUCCGACAGGACCCCGAGGAUGGAAAGGGACAUACAUAACUCACCAGCUACACAGACUUGCAACUCAUUGCAGCCCUGAACUGUCCCACUGAGAGCCAAGUGCCUUCAGCAGGCGUUGAGAACUCUUGCAGCAGGAAAGGACCUACAUAGCCUGAGAGGAUGAAGGCACUGACCAGAACACUGCAUUUGUGCGGACUGAGUGCACGCACCCAGGGCCGUUGGCAAGGCCCUAAGACUAAACUCAAACCUAACUUGGUUUUUGUCCUUGUUAUUUGGUUAUUAUUUUGCU
Messenger RNA from Mus pahari (shrew mouse), 839 nucleotides. It is a transcript of the gene Tcim, whose product is annotated as transcriptional and immune response regulator. Gene Ontology annotation, molecular function: Notch binding. Gene Ontology annotation, biological process: negative regulation of Notch signaling pathway; endothelial cell activation involved in immune response. The coding region runs from base 124 to 444 and encodes 106 amino acids. Lineage: Eukaryota; Metazoa; Chordata; Mammalia; Rodentia; Muridae. The transcript has a single exon. Gene Ontology annotation, cellular component: nucleus; cytosol. The record is from RefSeq and is a predicted model, not a curated record.